CUCGCCCUUAUAUCCUAGAGGCCUGGUGGCUGAUUGGCUCAGCCAUGAGGAGUCUACCCUUGGUCUUUGUGGUCUUCUUCUUGCUGCUUUAUGUUCCACCAGUAAGAAGUGGACAAAAUCUUUACAUAAGACAAGCCUUUUCAACAUGCUGGAGAAUGAAAGGUGCCUGCAAGAUACAAUGUGACAAAAAAGAAUUGUAUCAUAUUUUGUGUGACUCCUCCCGAGUGUGCUGCCUAGAGUCAAAAAACUUGCCUAUCCUGGUUGGGUAGCUGUGAGGGUCCGAAGGUGCCUGCUGAUUUCCUCUGGGCAGCUCACAUCCUUUCAAGGCCUCAUCCCAUUAAAAUGACGCUUUCAGUCCAUCA
Octodon degus (degu) is the source of this 362-nucleotide messenger RNA. RefSeq names its product defensin beta 135 (gene Defb135). The record is from RefSeq and is a predicted model, not a curated record. Gene Ontology annotation, biological process: innate immune response. The transcript has 2 exons. Gene Ontology annotation, cellular component: extracellular region. The coding region runs from base 45 to 269 and encodes 74 amino acids. Lineage: Eukaryota; Metazoa; Chordata; Mammalia; Rodentia; Octodontidae.